AUGUCGAUCUCCCCUUGCCAGCUUGUAGUGUUGCUCAAGUUGCGGCACCUAUCUCUGUUUGUUUUUGUAUUGGCGUUCCUUUUUUCGGUCGAUGCAGGAUCGGUUCUCUCUUCUACUUCGACUCGAUCCAAGCAGCAUAGUCCCGAGUACUCCGCCAUAUGGUACAAAACCCCUUCGAAUGAUAGAUCGCUAGCAAAUGGUAUCAAUUGGAUGAUUGCCGUUCGUGAGGAUCUACGUGAGAUUCGCGCUCGUGUGGCGUAUGAUAUCAAGAAGCUGUCUCAGUUUUCUGGAGACUGUGGGUCGGAGGAGACUCUUGAGGAUGACGAGCCGCCCAAUCUCUUUCACAAUUCUGAUUCUGAACAUGAUGGUGAUGAUACUGGUUCGGCGCAUGCCGGACCUAAGAGUGAUGGGUCGGAGGUUGGCUCUAUUGAUCUGGAUUCGGAUGUUGAUUCUGAUGAUGUUCAUGAUGUUGAUGACGUUGAUGAUUGA
Penicillium crustosum is the source of this 489-nucleotide messenger RNA. RefSeq lists its product as uncharacterized. The transcript has a single exon. The record is from RefSeq and is a predicted model, not a curated record. The coding region runs from base 1 to 489 and encodes 162 amino acids. Lineage: Eukaryota; Fungi; Ascomycota; Eurotiomycetes; Eurotiales; Aspergillaceae.